This is a messenger RNA of Hippoglossus stenolepis (Pacific halibut), 2651 nucleotides long. RefSeq lists its product as uncharacterized. NCBI's taxonomy places the organism in Eukaryota, Metazoa, Chordata, Actinopteri, Pleuronectiformes, Pleuronectidae. Gene Ontology annotation, molecular function: GTPase activity. The record is from RefSeq and is a predicted model, not a curated record. The transcript has 13 exons. Bases 57 to 1403 code for a protein of 448 amino acids.
UCUUCCCCUGGUGUGAGAGGGAACAGCUGAGGUGGUGUGUGGUGGCACGGUGGAUCAUGCCGUCCAGAAAGAACCGGUGCGUGGCCAACCCGCUGGAGUCCGCGAUCACCACACCCAGUGAGAGGAUCCUGAAGGAAUGCCACAGUCUGUAUGUGGACAGCGACCACGGCCUGGUGAAGAUAGCCAGCAGCCUCGGAGUGCGCCUCCUGCCUCCCAGAAAGAAGAUCAUUGUGAUGAUAAUGGGAAACCACUCAGCAGGGAAGAGCUCCUUCAUUAAUUGGUAUGUUGAAGAGCACAUCCAGAAAACAGGCGUUGCCAUUGAAACGCAGGGCUUCACCUUCAUCACAAGCGGUCGCAAAAGAGAAUCGCUGACGGGAAAUGCAACGCUACAUCUCUACCCGCACUUUCGACCGCUUCUUGAGUUCAAAGGUGUCAUGGACUACCUGUCGGCUGAGAUCUCCACCUCCAAGCAGAAGAAGUUCAGCCUCUUGACGUUUGUGGACACUCCGGGUCUGGUGGAUGGAGACAUGGUCUACCCUUUCAACGUCAACAACGCCAUCACCUGGUUGGGAGAACAGGCAGACUUGAUAUUUGUGUUCUUCGACCCGAUGGGCCAGGCGCUGUGCAAGCGCACGCUCAACAUCGUGGAGAAGCUAAGUGAGAAAUGUGGAGACAAGGUGUUGUUCUACCUGAGUAAGGCAGAUGAAGCUGGGAAGGAAACAGAUAGACAGAGGGUGAUGAUGCAGAUUGUCCAGGAGCUGUGUCGCUGUCCAGGUCUCAACAAAUGUGGUUUUGAUAUGCCAACCAUUUAUAUCCCCAACCCACAGAGGCCGAGCAGGUGUGUGAACCAGAUCGACGGGGUUUGUCUGACCAUCGAGAAAACCAUCAACCAGGCCGUUCAGAAGACUCUGGACCAGCUGGAGAAAGACUGUGACCUUAUUUGUUCCACCAUCAGCAGCAGACUAGCCCAGGACAGGGCUGAUGUGACUCACAGCAAACGUGUGCGUCUUCGCUCCUUCCUGUGUGGGGCUCUGGGCGUUUUCCUUCCUUUCCUGUUCAUCCUCAGUUUCAUUGUGAGCACCUUCCCCACAGAGCAGCUGGGGGAGCUGUUGGGUGAAGGCCCAGCUCGGACCCUCACUGUCUUCACAGGAGUUGUGAUAUAUUUAUGGGACUGGUUACCAGAGGACGGACAAGUCUUGUUUGUCAUCAUUUUUGGGGCUUUUUGUUACCUCCUGCUUUUCCUAGCAAAGUAUUUUGCAGGCCAACGGAAUAAGACUCUGACGAAGAAGGAGAAGAGGGUGAUGACUGAGUACAACGAUUAUAUCCAGGAUAUUGUCAAAACCAAGAAGGGUAAAUUGUAUGAAUGGUACCUCCAGCAGUGUGCAGAAGAAUAUGACCUCUGACCCCCAGUCGGCCGGUGGAACCUCUGAUGCAGACGAGAUCAUCGCCGUCGUCGUCGUCGUCAUCUCAAGAUCUGAUUCAAAAUGAAAAAGUGCCUCCGUCAUUGAGUUCAAGGGGAAACUGUGAUUGUAGUUGUUUAACAUAAUGUGAAUAGAUAUUUUUUCGAGCAUAAAUUAAGUUAGAGAGAAGUGGAGUGUUUACAAAUGGACUUUUUCUCAUUUUCAUUUUUUAAUUUCUUCAACUUGCAGGUGCUAUUAACAACAAUCAUCAUUGUGUUGUUCUCAUCACGGUCCACAAAUCUCACUGCACCGUCCUGAUGUCUGUCCUGUCGUGUCGUCUGUCAACAUACAAAAAUGUGUUUUCAUUCUGACUGUUGGCAAUAACUGCAAUAACCAAUGCUGUGAUAACACUCACUUUAUAGUUGCAUUAUAGUUGGACAUUGUUUUACAUAAUUUUGAUGCAGUCAAUGAGAUUUACAGCUGCAAACUUCCUCCUGCCUCCAAAGAAUGUGUUCUACAGUUUUGUUGUGUGAUUAGUACAGUAAAACUACAACGUGUAAACAGUUAGUCUCUGCACUGAUGUCUGUCUCCUAGUUGUAUUAAUGAAUCCCUCAUGUUGUCCAAAAACAGCAUGUAAUGCCUUUAGUCCAGUGUUUGUAGAAAUAUUUAUUCAACUCAAGGUGCUUUUAAGGAGCUUUUUUUUUUUACUGAUCCAAUAUUGCAGGUAUUGUCCAAGUCUUUUAAUGCUGUGACUUAUCCAGAGUUUUAACUAGAAUAGUUAGUGUUUUAAUUACCAGUUACAUUCAUCCACUGAUGUUUGACUGCCAGAUUGUAAACUAGGAUAAAUAAGCUGCAUUGGCUGAGACCCUGAUUUGAGGUAUCAGUAGAGGAAAGGUUGGAUCAGUGCCCCCCCACCUUUUACCCCAAAAAUGCAGAAACAUCUCAACUGGUUGUUUGGAAUAUUAUUGAGAACUCUGUCCGUUUGUAUUGUGUGUGUGUUAGAUGCCAGGUGUCCCAGGUGUCCUCCUCUUUAGGGAAUUCAUGUUUUAUAAGUUUUUGAAUUUACAAAUUUGUGAAAUUUGUGCUUAAAUCUAUAUAUUGUGUAAUUUUCUAGAAAACAUAUUUUCAUUGUCAGAAACCUGAACUCCUUUGGCUUGUUUAGGAACUUUAUUUCAUUAACAAGACUCAAAUAAAGAAAUAUGCAAACUCAUUGUAACUCCCUUAAAAGCGAUUAAACAUUUUAUACUUUUA